Messenger RNA from Folsomia candida, 2095 nucleotides. RefSeq lists its product as uncharacterized. NCBI's taxonomy places the organism in Eukaryota, Metazoa, Arthropoda, Collembola, Entomobryomorpha, Isotomidae. The transcript is spliced from 8 exons. Bases 16 to 1965 code for a protein of 649 amino acids. The record is from RefSeq and is a predicted model, not a curated record.
ACUAAUCAUCAUGACAUGGACGACGACGAUGCUGCUAGUCGACUCGACACCAGACGCCGCGUCACUUUCCUUCUGGGUGCCACCGACCCCACAACCACGAGUACUUUGCGUCUCCCUCUUCCUCCACCUGCGGACGCUAUCACCAUUCCACUCCUAUUAACUCGGGAGGAACAAGAUUUCCAAAAACUUGAACAAGACUUGGAAACUCCGAACAUAAUUUAUUUCGAGGAAUUCCUCCCCAACGAGCACGGUCACCUCGAAGACCGCUACGGAGUCCGGGGGCGGAGGAGUUGUUGUCCUUGUUGUCGAAAUUCGUGGUUGUGCUGGGAGUGGAGAAGCCUCAAAAUGUGGUGCUGUUGUACGGGGCGGGGUCGCCUCUGUUUGUGUCUGCUGGUCGUCAAACUGGUCAUUUUGGGGGUUAUCUUCCCCGUCGUGCAUUUGCAAGAGGAGCCCCAUAAUUUCGAUCAUGGAUAUCCGCAGCCGGAUGAUAAUCAUUAUAACGGACGCAAUCAUCACGGCGGUGACGACGGGGGGCCUGACUACGCCGAAAGUGUGCACGUUCAACCACCCACCGAUUCAGGGGGCGGAGGGGGUGGCGGAGACGACGACAACAUACUCGUCGUACGGCAUGACGGAGAUGAAUCGUUUCCCAACGGGUUUAUUAUCAUGUUAUCGUACCAGGGUGGUGGUGGUGGUGGGGGUGAAACGGUAGCUACUUCGACUACGACGAUUACAUCCGGUGAUGCUGGGGGUGGGGGUGGAGGCGGUGCAGGUGACGAUGAUGGUGGUGGGGAAGCAGAUUCUACUGCUGCUACUGCUGCUACUACUUCCGGUUCGAGUUCUGAGGCUGCUAAAUCGUCAAGUGCUAUUACCACUGACGAAGAAUCUGGAAAAGUGUGUCAGAAUUCUAACCCGAAUCCUCUCGAGAACAAGUUGGAAUCUAUCAUUUCCGCUAUUUCAAAUAUUCACCAGAGUAUCGAAAAGAUGGAAACUUUGAUGCAAGGAACCCUCGUCGAAGACCAGAGAAACAAAUGCAUCUCCGCCAUCCUGUCAGGAAACGGGACGUUGGCUCAGAAACAUUGGGUCCAGAUUAUGAAGUACAUCUCCUCCCCAGAAAAGGUCGAGGCCACGCUGGCCAACUUGGUGAAGGAGGCGUACAACGGAGUCCCAGAUCGUAUCGCCCCCUUGGCUUCGUUCAUCGCAGAAACGUCACAGUGCUCUGGAUUCGCCACGCUGUACUCGGAAAUGACCAAUUAUGGGCACGUUUUCGGGGGUCAUCCCUACAUUUUCCCGGUCGCCAUCGCCGUCCGAAAGAGUUGUCCCCAUCUGUCCACCGACCUUCUCCCGUCCACCCUGACGACCAUGUUGGGCGGCUCCUUCCUCCUGCAAAACAAGCUGAACCGUGGCUACCUUUACUACGCGAAACGUUGCGUCGCCCGGCACUAUUACCACUGUCUCGACGUCCUCACUAAACGCGUCCCCUCGGACGAGUUCGACGCCCUCGAGGAACGUUCCGACGAAUGGGGACGGUACCGAUGGCGGCUCAAUGUCACGGACGAAUCCGCAAAUUUCUUCUUUAUUCUCAACGAAGAUAAGUAUUUGCCUUAUCGAUUGCAAGACUUGAACAAUUCGCCACGAUUUAAGAUGGAGGAGGCGAGUUCAAACUUUGAAAAGAAUAUGGCCCACUUCCAAAUCGGGUUGGAGACCGAGGAUGAAGUCGUUAUUCGGGUGAAAGACACGGACAUGUUUUUGGAAGGGGAGGAGAUCAAAGUUUCCGACGGUUCGGCGGAAGUGCUACUGCAUUCGUUCUACAAGGCGGAGAAAGCUGUGGCGACGGAUGGGAUCAAGUGGAUCGUGGGGGGGAGGAGGAAUAAUAAUGGGGGUGAAAGUGGUGGUGGUGGAGAGAAAGCUAGAAUUGGGAGAUCUCCACUAAAAUUUCCGCUAUUGAUUCACGGGAGGUCAUAAUAAGUUAACGUUAUAUUACAUAAUUAAUUUAGUUAAGUAAUUAAUUAAAUUGUAGAUAAAUAAUUUUAAUAUUAAAUAAAAGUGUAAUCACAUUUUGACUGAAGGUUUUAAAUAAAUAAAUACAUUUUUA